UUGUAAAAGGGUCGAUCCGCCUUUUCAAAACAAAUAUCCAUGCAAAUUUUGGAGCUGGAGGCUCCGUUUCGCAAAUGGGCUGACCAACCAUAUCCACUUGGAAAGUUUGGAGCUCAUUUCUCCAAUGGCCACCCGCAGCAGGCUCUUAGGAGGACCCGACACUACUCUCUUCUCCUCUCGAAACUAAAACCAAAGCAGCAGCUACACCAACGACAACCUCUAUAUCAUUCUCUCCGCCAAUCCAACUUCAGUACCCCAAAACUCUGCUGCUGCUUGUUCCGCUCUAACUCUCUUCACUUGCCCUCAAGAAAAGGUCUCACUGUUUUAGCAGUUGAAGAUAAGGAACCCGAGAUUGCGGAGGAGAUUAACAACUUGAGCCAGGAGAAUGGUGACUUUGAAUCCGAGAAGCAAACCAAACCAUGCGAACUAUACGUCUGUAAUCUUCCAAGGUGUUCCGACAUUGCAGACCUUGUAGAAAUGCUCAUGUCUUUCGGCCCUGUUCUUUCUGUUGAGGUUUCUCGGAACCCUGAGACCGGUGUAAGCCGAGGAUGUCGUUACAUCACAAUGAGUUCUAUAGAGUCGUCAAGGAAUGCAGUCUCUGCAUUGGAUGGAUCAGUUGAGAUGUCGGUGGCAGGGAGAAGGAACCCUGAGGCUCUGAACUCAGCACCCACAAAACACCUAUUUUAUGAAAGUCCACAUAAGUUGUGCAUAGAUCUUCCCUGGAGUACAAAACUGGAGUAGCUGAGGAAUCUAUUUAGCCAGUUUGGGGUUGUGGAUAGUGCAAGGGUGUUGUAUGAUCGUAGAGGAGGAAAGAACCGUACUUAUGCCUUCCUUUCAUUUUCAUCUUCUGCAGAACGCGAUGCUGCACUUUCAAUGAAUGGAGCAGUUAAGCUCAGUAGCAUCCUCCCUUCUUUCAACUUUCUCUCUUCUUUCACUUCGUUUGUCAUUGUUACCCAUUAAUUGAAUUUUUCUUGCGGGACUUCCAUGAUCGUGUUUUAGUUGUUAAAAGAGGGGUUGAGAGACGACCAAGCUCUGACUGAGAUUUUGCUGCUUGCAUAUAUGUAAGGAGGCUGGACAAAUACAAUAGCUCGAAGCAUUCUCCUUACUUGAAAGUUUAAGCAUUCUAAUUAGCUGAAACUAAUAUUGCAUAUUCAUGUGCUCUGAUAUACUCUCGUAGCCUCUUGUUUUCUGAAAAAAGCUGUGUGUAUAUACU
Messenger RNA from Populus nigra (black poplar), 1213 nucleotides. RefSeq names its product 28 kDa ribonucleoprotein, chloroplastic-like. NCBI's taxonomy places the organism in Eukaryota, Viridiplantae, Streptophyta, Magnoliopsida, Malpighiales, Salicaceae. Gene Ontology annotation, cellular component: cytosol. Gene Ontology annotation, molecular function: mRNA binding. The record is from RefSeq and is a predicted model, not a curated record.